GUGCCAAGAGUGGUGGUGGGGGGUGGAAAUAAUCAAUAAAUCGUCGGGGAUUGUUUUUUGAGGGCUGAUCCAAAUCAAGCGGGGCCAAUCCUUCCUUCAGGGCUGGUGCUUGUUCAGUCGUCAAAUCUCGAAUGUUGUCGCGGUUUUAGGGUUCCCAGCUCACUAUUAUGUCAAUAUCAUACAUUUCUGGAUUAAGUCUGAUUGGGAACACACUAUCUAAUUUGCGAACCAUCCUAAAUGGUUUUCAACCUCGAACAAGCGCAUUUGGUACAGAUAUACAGAGUAAAAGGGGUAUAGGAUACUUGUAGAAACCCUCCCCCCCCUUUAUCUUCAAGAAGAAGCCCUGAAGCUUCUACUAGCGCGAAUUAGGUAGUAGGGACCGCCUUCCCAAAUAGCCUUAGUCCCCACAGCGGAGACAAUAAAACCCCACCGCCUAAGCUCCAGAGCGGAAAUUGUUCCGGAGCUAUUCACCGCCCGACAAUCAACCUUUCUUUUGUAUUAACACAUCGGCUCAGAAAAAGCAUCAACAACAUCCACCCAUGAAACCAGUCAAUUAAAAACAAACAACCACGUAACCAAUCCAACAUGCCCCCCAAAGCCGCCAAGGGCGAAUACAUUGAAACAGACACAGGGAAUAAAAUCUCCCGCCGGUCUCAAAUUCACGGAACACAGCAUAUUAUCCUCGGUGGUAAAACGGUCAUUCAGGGUGAGGCUGUCAUUCGGGGCGACCUCUACCGUACAUCCACUAGUUCCAGUGCAAGCGGCGACCAGGGAGGACAACAGCAGCCGGCGACAUCGACGCCGUCCGUCGCGAUUACGAUCGGGCGCUAUAGUUAUAUCUCAAAGCAGGCUAUACUAAGGCCCCCCUCGAGAUUACAUCGGGGCGUGCAUUCGUUUUAUCCGCUGAAGAUUGGGGAUCAUGUUUUUGUGGGGGAGAGGGCGGUUGUUGAGGCGGCUAGUGUGGGGAACCAUGUCCAUGUGGGGAGGGAUGCGGUGAUCGGGAGUAUGGCUAUCUUGAAGGAUUUUGCAUAUGUGCUUGAUGGUGCGGUUGUCGCGCCGGGCAUGGUGGUGCCGAGUUGGUGUGUGGUUGGUGGUGCACCGGCGAGGAUUGUCGGGGAGGUUGGUGAGGGGUAUGGGGUUGAGGGAGCCGAGGGGGGUAUGGCCAGGGAAAGGUACCGGUUGGUCGGGAGGUAGAGAUGGUUGGGUUUGACGUGUGACGCUUGUGCUUUAGUUUUUUGUCUUUCGGUGUUGUUAUUAUACCCC
Messenger RNA from Aspergillus pseudotamarii, 1263 nucleotides. Its product is annotated as dynactin subunit 5. Lineage: Eukaryota; Fungi; Ascomycota; Eurotiomycetes; Eurotiales; Aspergillaceae. The record is from RefSeq and is a predicted model, not a curated record. The transcript has 2 exons. The coding region runs from base 586 to 1194 and encodes 202 amino acids.